Messenger RNA from Cyphomyrmex costatus, 2061 nucleotides. It is a transcript of the gene Ir68a, whose product is annotated as Ionotropic receptor 68a. The coding region runs from base 1 to 2061 and encodes 686 amino acids. Gene Ontology annotation, cellular component: membrane. The transcript is spliced from 9 exons. Gene Ontology annotation, molecular function: ligand-gated monoatomic ion channel activity. The record is from RefSeq and is a predicted model, not a curated record. NCBI's taxonomy places the organism in Eukaryota, Metazoa, Arthropoda, Insecta, Hymenoptera, Formicidae.
AUGACUAAAAAGACUUUGGAAUUAAUGCGUUGGUGCGAACGUAAAACGGAAGAUCUGAAAUUGGUAGUCGAACGAAUCGUAGAAGAAAUCGCCACACACAGCAAUUGUAUAGUUUUCAUUACUGAUCCUGCUUAUCGUGGACUGAUUGAUGCGCGUGCUAUUGAAAUAUCUUCCUUUUUAUCGCGAUAUGACAUCGCUAUACGUGAUAACGACGAUUUUUCACGGCCGAGAAAAAAAAUAUUAAAUACGCUUCAACAUGUUAAAGCAACAGGUUGCGAUGCGUAUAUUAUACUAAUUAACAAUGGAUUAUUAACAUCACGAUUCCUGCAAUAUGUCGAAGAAAGACGUCUGCUCAACACGCGCGGUUACUUCUUACUUUUAUAUGAUAAUCGACUAUUCAGACCCGAAUUGCAUUACAUUUGGAAUCGAAUUGUCAACGUGAUAUUCUUACGGCAAUACAAUACGUACAAGUAUCGUUCAGGUGAACGGAUUCCUAUGAAACGAAUUGAUCUCAAUACUGUCUAUUAUCCGUCGCAUUCAAGAGAUUUCACGGCGGUGAAGUACGUCGAUACGUGGCAAGACGGCAAACUACGUUAUGGCAACAAUCAUUAUACGCCGAAAACCACUAAUCUUUAUGGAAACAGUUUGCGAAUUGCGGUUUUCGAGCAUAUACCGGCUGUAACGGAAGCAUCGCGAGAUUACUAUCGGCAAAGUACAAAUGCUGCAAGUCCUAAAGCUUUGGGUAUUGAAUUCGAAUUAAUCCGAGUUAUAUCAAAGGCAAUGAAUUUCAAAGCAGAUUAUUAUAUGCCUUCUAAUAUCGCAAAUGAAAGAUGGGGUAAAGCGGGAGAUAACGAUAGCUAUACGGGUCUCCUUGGCGAAGCAAUUGCCGAAAAUGCCGAUUUCUUUCUCGGAGAUCUGUAUUACACGCUGUAUUACCUGAAUUAUUUUGACCUAUCGACGCCGUAUAACACAGAAUGCCUUACAUUCUUAACACCAGAAGCAUUAACCGAUAAUUCAUGGAAAUUACUGAUACUCCCUUUCAGGCUGAAUACAUGGAUAGCAGUCCUUUGCACCCUCUUGACUGGCGGCGGAGCUUUCCACGUGUUUGCGUUGAUCUAUCAGAAAUACAUAGGCUCGCGUGUGUCUCUGAAACAUGACAAAGCGAAUGAGUACGACAGCAUGAAGGGUUUGUAUCUGUUUACCGAGUUCCAGAACAGUAUGUUAUACACAUACAGCAUGUUGCUCCAAGUCUCCUUGCCGCGUUUGCCAAAUGCCUGGACUGUGAGAAUCUUCAUCGGCUGGUGGUGGAUCUACAGUAUCCUAGCAGCUGUCACUUACCGUGCCAGCAUGACAGCGACCUUAUCACAUCCUGUCGCUAAAGUAACCAUCGAUACAUUAGCACAGCUGACGAAGUCAUCGCUAGCAGUAGGAGGAUGGAAUGAGGAGAGCAAAGAGUUCUUCCUUGCCUCUUCGGAUCCACAUAGUCAGGAAAUCGGCAAUAAAUUUGAGUUGACGGAAAACGAGGAGGUUGCAAUCGAUCGGGUGGCCAACGGGACGUUCUGUUACUACGAAAACUCGUAUUUAUUACAGCACGCUCGUGGAAAACGAAUAUUUGAGAAGCAAAAUGGUCAGCAGAAUACAACUGAAAAGAGCACCGAGUCAUCAGUCAAAUACAAUCUACAUAUUAUGGAGGAAUGCGUUGUCUAUAUGCCAAUCGCGUUAGGGCUGGAAAAGAAUUCUCCGCUUAAACCCCACGUGGAUUUAUUGGUACUUUGGGUGAGACGAAUGACGGAAAUUGGUUUGGUACACAAGUGGCUAAGCGACGUAAUGGAAUGGUCGAAGAUCAAUGAAUCACGGCAAAAUUCUCAAUCCGAAACAGCAUUAGUAAAUCUACGAAAAUUAUACGGUGCCCUUACUGCUCUCGGUAUUGGUUAUCUUCUCAGCUUCAUAGCUUUAAUUGGAGAAAUUCUGCACUGGAGAUACAUUGUUUUAAGAGAUCCGAGAUAUGACAAGUAUCAUCUCGAUAUAUUUUAUAAAAACAUCAAUAAAUCUAAAGCUUGA